AUGGCACGCACAAUCCGAGGCAAUGCGCUUGAGAAGCUUGCUCGCCUUUCCGCGCAAUCGCCGAAUUCGACAUCGCCCACCAACGACUUCGAAAGACUAUACAAGAGAUGCUCGAGCACUUCCAAACCUUUCAAUGGAGAUAGUGGAGUCAAAAUUACAGAGCUCGAAGCAAUCCUGGCUCUGUGUAAAGCUGCUCCGUAUGUCGCAUCCAUCGACGUCGCAGCGCCGCUCCUCGACCGUCUCGCUGCCUAUCUACCAGGCAUAUACGCCCGAGUAUUGCUGCCGUCGCCGAGCGUUGGCGGGAUCCAGCCCUCACCGUAUGAAGUGCUCUCCUAUAAUUUGACCUCUGCAAUCCUGCAACUCGGCGCCAAACAUGGCCAGUUGCGAGCAAAGGUUACGGACACGCUGGCAAGCUAUGUGCAAGGAUGGACUGCUGCUACUGCCGAGCUCUCGGCGGAUCAGUUCGAUGAAGAUGAGAGGUCUGACUUUGCUGCAGACGGAGAGCUUUCGCAGGUCAUCACGCAUAGCUUGUCACUCCUUGGCUUCCUAGAUGCUGCUGCUGAGCAUGCCAAGUUCUGGAACGCAUAUGAGAGGCUUCAGUUUGUCGAAGAGGUCAAGGCAGCGCUCUCGGAAAAAUUCCUUAUUGCUUUCGAGACGGCUUUGUCUAUUGCGCGUAAUGCGCGCUCACAUCAGCUCGGCUUGAGGGAGUGGAAACGCUACACGAAGCACUACGCAGCUGUAGGACGACCACUGGGAGCUAUGAUUUUACACGAUUCAUUCCUCAAGGUCGUGGCCGCAUCUGCGUCGCUGCUCGUGGAGACUCCUGCGCGCAAUCAUCGCGAGUCCAUAUUGGCCCACCUUCAAACAUCGUACAACAAAAACCGUGCAACUGGAGAUACGUCUGAGGAUGCCCUUGCUGAAGGGCUGACUAGCAUAGCGGCCAAUGAAAUGAAUCGUCUGGAGAACGAUCUUGACUACCUACAAAGAGUAGGUUCUGCGUGGCAGCAACGACAGGCGUCAUCGGUCAAAGCUAAGGUUAUCACGACUUAUCUGUGUUGCGCUGUCUACGACGAAGACAUUGCAGACGACGAAAUUCUGCUGACCUGGCUUGACAAUGUGCUUAAUGACCCUGCACAGAGUGCUGACCACGAGUUGGCAUCUGCUGCGUUGCAGUCAAUGGCUGUAUUGGCAAAAGUAUCGCCAUCUACAGCGUCGACUUUGGGUCGUUCGCUUCCCAGACUCAUCGUUCAGGCGAACUUCGACCAACGAACCUCGUCUGUGGCAGCAGAUUCUCUCGCAGCUGUGUUGAGCCUUCUUCCUCAAGAUGCUAUCAUCACAACUUUGUACAGCCUUGGAAAUGUCAUAAGCGCCGGACCUGCUGCUGCUGGUGCCUCGUCUUCAUCGCCCUCUACGAAUGGUACUGGCAACACUUUGCGCACUCCAGGGAUCUAUGCGCAUCAAUCCAACGGCAGCGCAAUAUCGCUUACCUCCAGUGAUAUCGAAGAACCUCAUCAUGUGCAUACUACCAUUGUGGACACCGUGGUAUCCGUGGCGAGCAAGUGCAAAGAUGAGAAGAUCACAGCAUUGGCAUUAUCGAUGCUCAUACAGAAGAUUGGGAGAGCAAGCAAGGUUGUGGACGUGAAGAUCAUUACCGAUGCCGCCUUAUUGGGUAUUCACACUCCACCUGCAGAGUUCAGAUCACUGCUCAAGCUCUACACCAAACUGUGCCAUGAUGCCCUUAUCAAAGACGACGCUGCUACCUUGGAAGCUGUUAUGAACGCGCGACUCAACAUCUCGAGAGUGGUUUCCGAAGAUGAAGCUUUCGAAGUGUACCUCACCCAUCUACUGGAUACAAUCGUCAGUAAAGGUGACGCGCAGGAGACAUCUCAUAAACAUCUGCGGGAUACUGAGUUGGCGUCGCAAGAGAUUGCUCAGAUGUUGAAACCUUUGGCCACGCUUCUAGCUCGCAACGCUCAACGAGCCGAUUCCAUCGAGCUUGAUGAUUCGAUUGUCAACUUGCAGCGAGAUGCUUGGUUCAACAUUGUUGUUCACGGGUUUGACACCAACUCGGAUCUCGGGCGACAGUACAUUGAAGAGCUCCGAACGCUCGCUCGUUUCAGCAAACCUCUCAUUGCCGAAGAGCGCCCAAUGCUGUCAGAGAGCGAUAUCGAGCUGAACACGGUACUGCGCCGUGGUAAGUCACCUGAGCACACAGCUGAGCAAAAGAGACGCCUGGUGAAGCUCUUGCCUUCGUGUGAGGCAGACACUAAGCCUCUCACCUAUCCUGAAGCUGUGUUUUUGAACACAGCAUAUCUGGUAGAAGAAUUGCGGGCCAGCACAGGCGACUGCACAAAAGCGCUCGCCUACUUCUUGGACCCCAAGCUGCGGACGGGCUCGGUCGGCAACUGUAUGUCCGCGAUCACCCUUGUGGCAGUCAGGACAUACUUGGUGAAGACGCUUUCUGGACAGCAUCACACCUUCUCCACACCAUACCUUGCACAGCAGCUUGCACAGAUCUUUGCCGCCUGCUGUCACCGUAUUGCUCGUGUCCAGCAAGCUGCAGCUGCAUGUGCUGAUAUCAUCAUUCGUGAAAUACCAUCAACUCUGUGUCAAAAAAGUGCUCUUUUUGCGCUCCUCGAGCUUCUUUCCAUUAUGUGGUACAGCUGUCUCGAGGGCGAAACCGACGAGUAUACAUGGAAGUCGACAUUCACUUCGAAAAAGUCCGACAUUACAGUAGAGCUAUCGGAUGAUUACAAUUUUCGUCGAGCAACUCUAGAGACCUUGCAUAAGCGCGCUACCUCUUGGGUGAAGGGAGUCAUAGAAGCAGCUCCUCUGGACAUCAAGGGACUCCUCCAAACAUACCUAUCGGAGUUCGAUGAUGAGACAUCUUACGGCCAUGUCUCUCUGGGUCGAUCAUUUGCCCUGGAGAUGGGAUCUGUGAUACCUGUCAAUGAUCAACGUCUCGGUGCUAUUGAACGUCAAGGUAUCAACAUCAAUACCGCUUCCGACUUCAUCACGCAGUAUACUACGCGACAAGAGUAUAAGUUCCUCGAAGGCAGCAACGACCAGCAAGAGGAAUGGCUCAACGGUGGAAGCUCAGCCGGUCCUAUGUCGGCAUAUCUCUCUCGAAGUCUCCAAGACGCAACAAAGCUUCUCGUCGAUCUUGAACAGCGUACACUACACCACAAGCACGUUACCAUUGCUGAGCUAAGAGACAUACUUCGACGAGCGGCUGCUCUUCUCUGUCGAGUAAAGAGAGACCAAUCGCCAAUCGUUCAGCACCUGGUCGGCAUUCCUUUUGCAGUCUUCUCAAAGCAGUCGAUCAAGUUAGGCAUUUCGCUUUGGACUAGUGUCAUCAAAGAGAACCCUCGCAUGGAGUCUCGUGUUCUGAUGGCAAUUGCUGAGAACUUUGAGAAUACGGUGCGCAAGCGGAGAGGUCUCUUUAGCCCUUCGUUGAGGCAUCCAGAUCCCUUUUAUGGUAAACAAGAAUUUGCUGCUACCGACAAAGAAGCUUUGAGCAAGCACCAGCAACACAUCUACAAUCUCAUUGCACCUCACUUCCGGCUGGUUCAGUUCCUCUCGAGCCAUUUCAGCGCCUCUCGCCUCAGCAAAUCGGACUUCGAGCGUGUAUACGUCCGCCUGAUUCAUGUCACGCUCCACGCGAUGAGCGAAGGAUGCUCUCAGCCUUUAGCUAGGGAGGCCUAUUUCCAUGUCAUUCUUCUGGCGCUGCGAAUUGUCCGCCAUAGCACGACCAUCUCAUCGGCUGCUAAGUGGCGCCUCAUGGACCGUCUCUUGACUGCGGCCUUAGCGUGGUUUGCUCACGCACCACAAUGGUCGUUCGGCGGCAACCGCCUCCAGAUUAAAGCUGAGACUCAGGUUUUGUCAGAUGUACAAAUGCACCUCGAGGCUCUUGGGAAAGUGGCUACAGUCCUGGAUUCGGCGUCGAGACAGGUCAAAGCUAAGCAAGACCUAUUGUCUGUACUCAUCUCUAACGAACAAACGCGUCUGACGGUCUGGCUGUUCCCUCUGGAUAACGGUAAGAAACACCACUUUGGCUCAGGUGGUGCCAGAAGUGGACUCCUAGACGCUGCUGUAUCGGUCCACACCAAGACGGCAUGGGCAGAGAACCCCGCCAUUGCCAUCCAUCUACUCAAGCGCUUCCAGUCGCCGCGCUUGCAAAGUGAAGUCCGGUUCCAGGUUCUUAACUUCCCUCACAAGGUCUUAAAUGAACCGGAUGCUUUGGAGAUCAUGCUUGGAAACCAACUGCCAGGCGACGUCUCUUUCCAGCUUAAGUACCUGCUGUACUGGGCUCCUCUAAAUCCUAUUACAGCGGUAACGCUGUUCAUGCCGGCUUACGGCAACCAUCCGUUCAUCAUUCAGUACGCAAUGCGGGCACUCGAGAGCCACUCGGUUGACGUCAUGUUCUUUUAUGUCUACCAGAUCGUCCAGACACUUCGAUACGACGUGUUGGGCUACGUUGAAAGAUACAUCAUCGAGACAGCUAGGUUCUCUCAGCUGUUUGCUCAUCAGAUUAUCUGGAACAUAAAGGCGAACUCUUACAAAGACGAAGCUUCAGAAAUACCCGAUCCUGUCAAGCCCACCCUCGACAAGGUCAUGGCAAGCCUUGAGUCCAGCUUCUCGAAAGAGGAUCACGAGUUCUACGAGCGCGAGUUUGCCUUCUUCAACGAAGUCACUGGUAUAUCUGGUACUCUUCGGUCCGUCCUGCACGAGCCGAAGGAAGUCAAGAAGCAGAAAAUUGCAGAGGAGUUGCGCAAGAUUGAAGUAGAGGUUGGCGUGUAUCUCCCAAGUAACCCUGACGGCCAAGUCAUUGGUAUUGACCGCAACUCCGGCAAGCCACUGCAGUCGCAUGCAAAAACACCCUUCAUGGCUACGUUCCGCAUUCGCAAAAACAAGCCCGACACUGGCCUCAUCGAAGACAUUGAAGAAGAGCCUCGUUCUGGCCUUCCUGUAACGAACAACACCUAUGAGACUUGGCUUUCUGCCAUCUUCAAGGUUGGCGACGACUGCCGUCAAGACGUCCUCGCCCUCCAAAUGAUCGCCGCGUUCCGUGGCAUCUUCAACACCGUUGGUCUCGACGUCUGGGUAUUCCCUUACCGCGUCACCGCCACAGCGCCCGGCUGCGGUGUCAUCGACGUGCUCCCCAACUCCAUCUCGCGAGACAUGCUAGGUCGCGAAGCCGUCAACCGGCUGGACGACUACUUUGUCAGCCGGUACGGCAACGAGGACAGCAUCCGCUUCCAAGAAGCGCGGUCCAACUUUGUCAAGAGCAUGGCAGCCUACAGCGUCAUCUCGUUCCUGCUGCAGUUCAAGGACCGCCACAACGGCAACAUCAUGAUUGACGACUGGGGCCACAUCAUCCACAUCGACUUUGGCUUUUGCUUCGAUAUCGCCCCGGGCGGCAUCAAGUUCGAGCGCGCCCCCUUCAAGCUCACCGCCGAGAUGAUCGCCGUCAUGGGCGGCAGCACCACGUCGCAGCCGUACCGCUGGUUCGAGGAGCUGACCAUCAAAGCCUUCCUUGCGAGCAGGCAGCAUUGCGAUCACUUGUGCCACAUUGUGGAGCUCAUGCUGGACAGUGGACUGCCGUGCUUCAAGCCCGAGACGAUCAAGAACUUUAGGGAUAGAUUUGUUCUCGAUAAGACGGAGAGAGAGGCCGCAGACUAUAUGAGGGGUCUUAUCCAGAAGAGCGCGAGUAGUUACAGCACCGGCACGUAUGAUCGGUUCCAGUUGAUCACGAAUGGAAUUCCGUACUAA
Molecule: messenger RNA, 5772 nt
Organism: Ascochyta rabiei
Lineage: Eukaryota; Fungi; Ascomycota; Dothideomycetes; Pleosporales; Didymellaceae
Product: 1-phosphatidylinositol 4-kinase
Exons: 5
Coding region: 1-5772 (1923 amino acids)
Biological process (GO): phosphatidylinositol-mediated signaling; phosphatidylinositol phosphate biosynthetic process
Cellular component (GO): plasma membrane; cytoplasm
Molecular function (GO): 1-phosphatidylinositol 4-kinase activity
Source: RefSeq, a predicted model, not a curated record